CCCUCAAAACCACACUCCUUUUCCCUUUUUACCCUUAUCCAUUUCUCUUAUUUUUAUAUUCCUUUUCUUUUUUUUUUUUUACUUCAAUAUUCCGUAUAUAUACCACUCAUUGUGGGCUCAAAAUUUCCUCCUCUAAACGACUGCCAAAACAGAGACACCACCUUCCUCCUCCUCUUCUUUUCAAUUUUCUAAAUUCUCAAUCAAAUUUCAAUCCAUGGAUUACUCUGUAUUCUUCUCCCCGGUUUCCGAUUUCUCAUCCGAAUCAUCCUUCGGUUCACCCGAAUCCUCCUUCACCAAUUUGGAUCACAAUUUUCUCCCUUUCAAUGAAAAUGACUCAGAGGAAAUGCUUCUUUAUGGCCUAAUCUCCGAGGGGACAUACGAAUCCUCCGAUACCAGUAUCGGAACCGUGCAAGUGAAGGAAGAGGAAGUCGAUUCCAUCGGAGAAGAAAGCCCAAAGAAAGAGAGGGCUUAUAGAGGAGUUCGCCGCCGUCCAUGGGGGAAAUUUGCGGCGGAGAUUAGAGAUUCCACUAGACAUGGUAUAAGGGUAUGGUUGGGAACUUUCGAUAGUGCCGAAGCCGCCGCUUUGGCUUACGAUCAAGCUGCCUUUUCGAUGAGGGGUGCUGCCGCAAUUCUCAAUUUUCCUGUCGACAGAGUUAGAGAGUCUCUCAAAGAGAUGAACGGCGGCAGUGGCGGCAGCGGUAAUAGUUUAGCCGAAGACGGUGGCUCUCCGGUGGUGGCGUUAAAAAGAAAACACUCAAUUAGAAGGAAAGCCAUAAGUAAAAAGAGCAAAGAGAGGGAUGUGAGGAUUCAAAAUGUGGUGGUUUUGGAAGAUUUAGGGGCAGAGUAUUUGGAAGAACUUUUGGGAUCUUCUCAAAGUGAUAACCCUUCUUGUUCUUUCUAAAAUCAAAAUUAUUAUUAUUAUUAUUAUUUUUUCUCUUUUUUAUUUCAUCUCAUUUGGGGAUCUCUUAAUUCUCUGUUAAUAUUUGUUUUUGUUGUCCCCUUCCUCUCUGUUUUCACCAAACAAGAAGAAAGAUGAAGCUUCAAGUUGUAAAAGCUUAGAGAAAAUGAUCAUAUUGUUUAAAAAUUUUGAUCAUAUUCAUAAUCUUUUUUUUUUUUUCUU
Molecule: messenger RNA, 1120 nt
Organism: Cucumis melo (muskmelon)
Lineage: Eukaryota; Viridiplantae; Streptophyta; Magnoliopsida; Cucurbitales; Cucurbitaceae
Product: ethylene-response factor C3
Exons: 1
Coding region: 215-901 (228 amino acids)
Biological process (GO): ethylene-activated signaling pathway; regulation of DNA-templated transcription
Molecular function (GO): DNA binding; DNA-binding transcription factor activity
Source: RefSeq, a predicted model, not a curated record